UGACGCCGACUUGCCUUUUAUCAAACAACCACACCGUCACGGCUUAACCCAUUACUAUUUACUAUUAUCAUUGCUGGCUGGCCUGCCCCUUCUGUUUUCAUCUCUUCUCGAUAUCGCCGUCUUGCCCCAUCUCAGCCUGCUCGUCAGCUUGCUUGGUAUUUAAAUUCUGUCCCCCUCUUCGCAUCUCCUCUUACACAAUGGCCGCUGCCAGACGGUCCCUCUGCCGUGCCAUCCCCGCAUUGACUGCCAGAAGAGCCUCGCCCCAAAUCACUUCCUCCUUCAUCACCUCGACCAGAAUGUCUCCCGCAGAACAAGUCGCUAAGCGACGGCUACAUGCCACCACCCGACAUCUCGCAGCAGCCAGCCCUGCUGCCGUCGACUACCCCACUACCCACGAGAAGAUCACAAACAUCGUCGACACCCCCAAUUUCAUCGACAACAAGUUCGUCCCCUCACAAGCCACCACCUGGAUCGACCUCCACGAUCCUGCUACCAACAACCUUGUGACCCGAGUUCCUCAAUCCACCGAUGCUGAGCUCAAGGCUGCCACCGCAUCCGCCGAGAAGGCGUUCAAGACAUGGAAAAACACCUCCAUCAUCACCCGUCAACAAAUCAUCUUCAAGCUCACUCACCUGAUCCGCCAGAACAUGGACCGUCUGGCUGCGUCCAUCACCCUGGAACAGGGCAAGACUUUUGCUGAUGCCAAGGGUGACGUUCUCCGUGGUCUCCAAGUCUGCGAGACUGCCUGUGGCAUCACCACCCAAUUGACUGGCGAAGUCAUUGAAGUUGCCAAAGACAUGGAGACCCGCUCCUACCGAGAACCCUUGGGUGUAACUGCCGCCAUCUGCCCCUUCAACUUCCCCGCCAUGAUUCCCCUCUGGAGUGUGCCUCUCGCCACUGUCACUGGCAACACCUUGAUCCUCAAGCCCAGCGAACGUGAUCCUGGUGCGGCCAUGAUCAUUGCCGAGCUGUGCAAACAGGCAGGCUUCCCCGACGGUGUGGUCAACAUUGUUCACGGUGCCGCUCGCACCGUCGACUACAUCAUUGACGAGCCCGCCAUCAAGGCUAUCUCCUUUGUCGGCUCCAACCGCGCCGGUGAAUACAUCUAUACUCGUGGCUCCGCCAACGGAAAGCGUGUGCAAGCCAACUUGGGAGCCAAGAACCACGCGGCCGUCCUGCCCGACUGCAACAAGAACCACGCCUUGAACGCCAUCACCGGCGCUGCCUUUGGUGCCGCUGGCCAGCGAUGCAUGGCUCUCAGCACCUUGGUCAUGAUUGGCGAGACCAAAGACUGGGUUCCUGAAAUUGCUGAGCGCGCCAAAGCUUUGGUUAUGGACGGUGGUUUCGAGGAAGGAGCAGAUCUUGGUCCCCUGAUCAGCCCUCAGAGCAAGGCACGAGUUGAGGCUCUGAUCCAGAGCGCUGAAGACGAAGGCGCCACAAUCCUUCUUGACGGACGAGGCCAGAAGCCAGCCAAGUACCCCAACGGAAACUGGGUUGGCCCCACCAUCAUCGCCAACGUCAAGCCCCACAUGAAGUGCUACACCGAAGAAAUCUUCGGACCCGUAUUGGUGUGCUUGAACGUUGAGACGACAGAGGAAGCCCUCGACCUGAUCAACAGCAACCAAUACGGUAACGGAGCCGCCGUCUUCACCCGCAGCGGAGCCACAGCAUCAUUGUUCCAGAAGGAGCUCGAGGCCGGCCAGAUUGGUAUCAAUGUCCCCAUCCCAGUGCCCUUGCCCAUGUUCAGCUUCACCGGAAACAAGAAAUCUGUCGCCGGUACCGGUAUGAGCAACUUCUACGGAAAGGACGGUUUGCGCUUCUACACUCAAUGGAAGACCGUCACCAGCUUGUGGAAGGCCGAGGAUGCCAUCGCCACUGAGAAACAAGUCGCCAUGCCUACUCAUUCAUAAGUCUUAUGAUUUGAGCCGACAGUAACAGAAACUGAAGUGGGAGAGGAGGAAAGAAAUGAAACCUUCGUUCUACUCGAUUAUUGGGGAAAAGGCCCAAAAAGUGUAAUUUUUCCCAGGCACCCCGGAUUUGUGCCUAUAGGUUGGAGGUCUUUCUGGAGUAUAUAUGUAUAUCUGGCUGUCGGCUAUCAAUUUGACACACUCGGCCGGUUGUCAUUGUCUGAUCUACUUGCUCGCUCGCUAGGUUGAUCGACAGAGCAGUUGACACAUGUCGAAAUUCAAAUCAAAUUGUUUCCAACAGAGAGACGGUCUAUGCCCGCCCAUCUAUUGUCCUCAUUAUAUCAAUCAGCAACUGUCAACGGAUAGUGGUUUGGUACUGAAGGGUAGCUCGUUAGGUACCUGCGGUAGGUACCCAUUCUAUGAUGUACGGAUACAUGCACGUAGGUAGAUAUAUCUGUACAUAGGUACUUACGACAUUCCAGACGACGCACACUGUCAC
This is a messenger RNA of Exophiala mesophila, 2406 nucleotides long. RefSeq names its product methylmalonate-semialdehyde dehydrogenase (acylating). Gene Ontology annotation, cellular component: mitochondrion. NCBI's taxonomy places the organism in Eukaryota, Fungi, Ascomycota, Eurotiomycetes, Chaetothyriales, Herpotrichiellaceae. The record is from RefSeq and is a predicted model, not a curated record. Gene Ontology annotation, molecular function: methylmalonate-semialdehyde dehydrogenase (acylating, NAD+) activity; malonate-semialdehyde dehydrogenase (acetylating, [NAD(P)+]) activity. The transcript is spliced from 2 exons. Bases 198 to 1910 code for a protein of 570 amino acids. Gene Ontology annotation, biological process: thymine catabolic process; L-valine catabolic process.